AUGGAAACUGAUCAUGAUUCUUUCUAUUUGACUGCACCCACCAGCCCCAAAAGACUCAGCAUGGACGGUUUGUCUUUCUAUAGUGCCCCAACUAGCCCUACUACAAAGCCUUUUAAAUCUUUCUACGAUCUUGAAACCGAGCCAACCACACCAAAUCCCUAUGAAGAUGCAAAUUCUGGUUUCAUUGACUUCGAAUUUGAAACCAGUCGUCGUUUUAAUCUCCCCGAUUAUGAUCAUGACUUCGAAACGAGCCCGACUUUCGAGAUGCCAUGCUUGCAACAGAAGCAACAAGAGAAGGAGCACUGCAAAGGGUCAUCACUUCCUGCCAUGGCAUUUGCUGAUGAACUGUUUUGUAAUGGGAAAGUCAUGCCACUAAAGCUUCCUCCACGCCUUCAAUAUGGUAACAGUGUUGAAAAUAACUCAACUUUCUCUUCACCAAGGUCCCCAAGUGGGAGGCUGAAAUUCCCAUUUCAACGUAGGAGCUUGUGGAAUGAUGAUUUUGAUCCUUUCAUGGUGGCGUUGGAGACUGUCAAGCAGGAACAAAGAGAGAAAACUCAUAGACGAGCUCGCUCUAUGUCACCACUACGAGUCAGGGGCCCAGAAAAGCAUGCUAAUAGCUCAAUUAGCUUCAAAAAUCAUCAGGACGUCAAGCAACCAAGACCGAAUUUAGAUGGCCAGAUGGAGCUCAAUGGCUCUGGGCCUUGUUCAAUAUGGGCUCCUAAUCAGAAAGGGAAUAUGGGUCGACAUGAACAGAGAAGUCCCAUUAGGCUGGCUGAGCCCAAAGGAGUAUUGUUUGCUCGACAUGCGAGGCUUGUGAAAAUGGGCCAUGAAAAGCUGGGAAAGCCCAGCUUGAGAAAUGGGCCUGAACCGGGCGAGACCCAAGAGGAUCCUAAAGAAGGAACAAGGGGAUCAAAGAGGGAAAAAAUAAAGAAAUUUCUACUCAAGAGUGCAUCCAUAGGGAGAAGAGGCAAUGAGGAGAAGGCAAAAGAUGAAAGUGAAACAUUGCCCAAGAGAAGUUACACAAGGAAAUUCAGCUUUAAGUCCAUGAAAUUAGCCCAAUACAAUGAAGAGAAAAGGGUGUCUGAAGUGACCAAAAUGACAAUAAUGCAAUACAGGCCUAAGCUAUUUCUUUGCAUGGGUAAUGGGAGAAGGUAUGCGGAUUAA
This is a messenger RNA of Pistacia vera, 1164 nucleotides long. RefSeq lists its product as uncharacterized. Bases 1 to 1164 code for a protein of 387 amino acids. The record is from RefSeq and is a predicted model, not a curated record. The transcript has a single exon. NCBI's taxonomy places the organism in Eukaryota, Viridiplantae, Streptophyta, Magnoliopsida, Sapindales, Anacardiaceae.